AUAUGAAACACGGCGAGCAUCUUGCAGCCUUGUCUUCCACAGUCCACAGUAGUCCACAGAGACGAGUCCAAGUGAAGUCAAGUUAACAAAAAUCCAUGGAGUCGGAAAUCUAGAAUAUUAUUAGAUUUUAUAGAUCUAACAUAAAUGUCAAUUCACUGCUGCAAAUGCAAAUGCAAAUGCAAAUGCAAUUGCAAUUGCAAUGAAGAACCCACACCUUCACGUGGGCCCUGCUAUCAGCAGCCAUACCCCACUUCCGCUCUCCUUCGUCUGUCUCCUUCAAACCCCCCAUUCCUUUUUCAGUCUCCUCAACAUUUAUUUGCCUGUUUUUCUUGUGAUUUUCAUUCUUUAUUUCCCAAAUCCACUCUCUUUUUUCUUAAAAUUAAUUUUUUAUUAGUCUUAGGACCAAAUUAUGAUUGGGUUACCCUUUUAACCUUCUUGUUGCAAUUGGAGAAUUUGAGCAUAAGUGGUGAUUACCCUAUACUGUUGUAGAGGAAGAUGUUCUGAAAAGUUUGAGUUACAUGUCUAAAUAAUAAAUUGCUGUCUGGAUACUGGAAGCUUGUUUGUGGAGAAAGGUCAUUAUGCCUGAUAGUUUAUGAUGAAAGUAUACCAGUUUCAUGUUCUAUUCAUCUGGUUGUUGUUUGUGCUAUCGAAUGGCGCGGGUAAUAAUGCAGCAAGACCUGCUGUCAUCAAUAUUGGGGCGCUUUUCGACUUUAACUCUACUAUUGGAAAAGUUGCCAAGAUUGCGGUUCAGGAGGCGGUUGAUGAUAUCAACUCUGAUUCCAGUAUCCUAAAUGGCUCUAAGCUCAAAUUAAUAAUGCGGGAUUCUGUAUGCAGUGGGUUUUUGGGAUUUAUUCAAGCAAUGCAACUGAUGGAGGCAGAAGUGCUGGCAAUCAUAGGCCCACAGUCUUCUGUAGUUGCUCAUAUGGCAAAAUUGAUAGCAAGCGAACUUCAAAUUCCAUUGCUAUCAUUUGCAGCUACUGAUCCGACUCUUACACCUCUAAAUUCUCCCUUUUUUGUCCGAACCACAAUUUGUGAUUAUUAUCAGAUGGCUGCAAUUUCUGAAAUGGUUGAUUAUUAUGGAUGGAGAGAGGUUGUUGCUGUAUUUGAUGAUGAUGAUUAUGGAAGGAAUGGUGUUGCAGCUCUUGAUGAUGCUCUUGCUGAUAAACUUGGCAGAAUCUCAUAUAAAGCUGCAAUUCCACCAAGUACAAAUGUUAGUCGGAGUGAUAUAAUGGAUAUAUUUGUUAAGAUAGCAAUGCUUGAGUCUCGGGUCAUUAUCCUCCAUGUAAAUCCUCAUUCGGGCCGUUUAAUUUUCAACGUGGCCAGUUAUCUGGGGAUGAUAGGCAAUGGGUAUGUUUGGAUAUCCACUGAUUGGCUUUCAUCUCUUAUUGAUUCGUAUUCUCCUCUUCCUUCAGGAAUUAUGAGUUCGAUACAAGGAUUCCUUAUCCUGCGUCCCCAUACUCCAGAUUCUAGUAGAAAGAGAGCCUUUAUCUCAAGGUGGAAAAACAUGGACAUAGAUUCUCUCGGUUUGAAUGCUUUUGCGCUGUAUGCUUAUGAUUCAGUUUCGAUGCUUGCACAUGCAAUUGAUGCAUUUCUAAAUCAAGGUGGAAAUAUCUCAUUUUCUAGCGAUCCUAGAAUGAACUCGUUAAACAGAAGUGACCAGUAUCUUCAAGGAAUGCGCAUAUUUGAUGGAGGACAAGCAUUGUUGAGCAAUAUACUGCAGAGCAAUCUCACGGGAUUGACAGGUCCCCUGAAGUUUAAUGAAGAUAGGUCUCUGGUAGACCCUGCAUAUGAAAUAAUUAAUGUGAUAGGAACUGGAUAUCGGCAGAUUGGAUACUGGUCUAGUUAUUCAGGUUUAUCUACUAUUUCACCAGAGAGUCUGUAUAGCAGACCCCCUAAUCGUUCUAGUGCAAAUCAACACCUAUACCCUGUGUUUUGGCCAGAUGGGUCUACCACAGUACCUCGCGGGUGGGUCUUCCCAAAUAGUGGUACACAAUUAAAAAUAGGGGUUCCUCUUCGAGUCAGUUUCAAGGAGUUUGUUAGUCGGGUGCCUGGAAGUAGGGAUUCGUUCAAGGGAUUUUGUAUUGAUGUAUUUCAAGCUGCUGUGAACUUGCUAUCAUACCCUGUUCCAUACGAGUUUGUUGCCUUUGGGGAUGGUUAUAAAAACCCCAACUACACAGACCUUGUGAAUAUGAUAGCGGCUGGUAACUUCGAUGCUGCAGUUGGUGAUAUUGCUAUUGUGACAAGCAGGACCAGAAUGGUUGAUUUUACACAACCAUUUGCUUCAUCGGGCCUAGUGGUGGUGGCACCUUUCAAGAAGUUAAGUUCAGGACCCUGGGCUUUUCUCCAGCCAUUUUCACCGCUAAUGUGGGGUGUCAUUGUUCUUUCAUUCAUUACAGUUGGUGUGGUUGUGUGGAUAUUAGAACACAGGAUAAAUGAUGAAUUCAGAGGCUCUCCAGCAAGGCAGUGCAUAACCAUUCUAUGGUUCAGCUUUUCAACAUUGACUUUUUCCCACAAGGAAAAUACGCUUAGCUGCCUUGGUCGGAUGGUAGUAAUCAUAUGGCUGUUUGUGGUUCUGAUACUGACCUCAAGCUAUACUGCGAGCUUGACCUCAAUUCUGACGGUGCAACAAUUGUCAUCACCUAUCAAGGGGAUUGACUCGUUGAUAAUUGGUAAUGAACAGAUAGGAUACCAAGCUGGGUCCUUUGCAGAAAUGUACUUGAUAGAGGAACUGAAUAUAUCCAAAUCUAGGCUUGUUGAACUUAAUUCACCUGGAGAAUAUGCUGAGGCUCUUCGAGUUGGUCGUAUUGAUGCUUUGGUUGAUGAACUUCCAUAUGUGGAGCUCUUCCUCUCAAGCCAGUGUGAUUAUAGAAUUGUUGGACCAGAGUUCACCAGAAGUGGCUGGGGUUUUGCAUUUCCGCGGGAUUCUCCCCUAGCCCCUGACAUGUCGACUGCAAUUUUAAAGCUGUCGGAAAACGGGGAUCUGCAGAGAAUACACGACAAGUGGUUGACAACAAGCAGCUGCAGUCAAGAUAAUACAGAAAUUGAAUCAAGCCAACUUCACCUUGGAAGUUUCUUGGGUCUCUUUCUACUUUGUGGUGUAGCUUGUAUUGUUGCUCUUUGUAUAUACUUCACUCGGAUUUGUCAUCGUUUUCAUCGUACUUCAAGAACUCAAGUUGUUUCAGAACUUCAGGGUAGUAAUUCCAACUUGCAACGGCUUCGGACACUCAUAAGUUUAAUUGAUGAGAAAAAAGACAUGUCUCAAACAAGGAAAAAGAGAAGGGAAAGGGAGGAGGAUUCACCAUUUGACGACGACGACAGGGAUGAAGAAUGUGGAAGGAGUGCCAAGAGGAAUCAAUCUCAUAUUUCCAGGGACGACGACACUGACUCAAAUCUGUAAUACUUUAUAUAAAGUACAUUAUUUGGAGAAAACCCAAGUCAAGAAAUCUCCACAAAAUUACUAAACAGUUAACACUAGAUGAGUAGUUCUUCAAUCAUAGAAAUAUUCAUCAGGGGGUUUUUACAAUUUUACCCCCCUUUUCAAUCACUAGAUGCUAUAACUUCAGCAUUCAGUUGUUCCCAAAUUUGUUUUUUGUUUUUGUUCACUUUUUCUGUAAAUGUACAUUGACCAAGUUUGUCUGAGGACAAAUUAUCUUUCACCCUAAAUUUGUCUAAUUUAACAUCUGUUGAUCUCA
This is a messenger RNA of Spinacia oleracea (spinach), 3692 nucleotides long. RefSeq names its product glutamate receptor 3.3. The transcript is spliced from 8 exons. Gene Ontology annotation, cellular component: membrane. Gene Ontology annotation, molecular function: G protein-coupled receptor activity; ligand-gated monoatomic ion channel activity. Bases 593 to 3397 code for a protein of 934 amino acids. The record is from RefSeq and is a predicted model, not a curated record. Gene Ontology annotation, biological process: G protein-coupled receptor signaling pathway. NCBI's taxonomy places the organism in Eukaryota, Viridiplantae, Streptophyta, Magnoliopsida, Caryophyllales, Amaranthaceae.